CACAUGUCCUUUUCGGGAAGAAAGAAAUGCCAAUACAAAUAUUUCUAAAACGUAAAAAACUUAAUUCAAGACACAUUUAUAAUACAAACUGUGUUUUUUAUGUUGGUUAGGCUUAGCCACACCAUUGCUAUUUAAACAUGGGCAGGUAAACACUAUUUUAAGGUAAUAUUUAUUCCAUGACACAGUUCAAUUUGACAACAAAUGUCCCAGCUAAUGCAAAGGUCUCUGCCUUGAAUCACUGAUUUAUGUCCAUGAUAGCGGCCCACUCUCCACUAUGUUGCUAUGUAGAGAGCCAUCAUCUCAGUUUGUUCGGGGACAGAUAUCUCAAGCCAUCCAUUAGGAAACACUUUGCUAAAUCCAUGGCAAUAAAAAGGGACAUAAAAGAGCAAUUCAUUCUCGUUAACAUUUAAGAAAACAUCCUUAAUCAGUGACAAUGGCUUAGAUUCCCACACAUAUCCCUAAAUGACCAGGUGGACAUCCGUUGUUGAAGCGCAUGAUGGUAACCAGAGAUAGGAAGAUGUGUGACGUCACAGUAGACUCUGUAUAAAAAGGGUUGAUCUGGAUCAGGUUUUCUGAAAAGAAACAACAUGAGAUCUGUACUCCUGCUUGCGUUGCUGCUGUGCACGGUGUGUGUGGCGCAUGUUCAGACGCAGGACAACAAAAACACACUGAGGCUGUGUGGCCGGGCGUUAAUGCGGGCAGUGGUGUACACCUGCGGAGGAUCCAGGUGGAGAAGAGUGACGGGGGGAGAGGAGACUUUGCAAGACGGUCGCAGAGAGCCAGAACUGAAGAGGACAGAUAAUGACCGUCAGUGGCGGGACCUAAACCAGGCGCUAAUAACAGUGUGCUGCCAAGUAGGCUGUCGAAAGAGUGACCUCUCCAUGCUCUGCUAGAGGA
Molecule: messenger RNA, 897 nt
Organism: Trematomus bernacchii (emerald rockcod)
Lineage: Eukaryota; Metazoa; Chordata; Actinopteri; Perciformes; Nototheniidae
Product: relaxin-3-like
Exons: 2
Coding region: 588-893 (101 amino acids)
Cellular component (GO): extracellular region
Molecular function (GO): hormone activity
Source: RefSeq, a predicted model, not a curated record